This is a messenger RNA of Magallana angulata, 1338 nucleotides long. RefSeq lists its product as uncharacterized. The record is from RefSeq and is a predicted model, not a curated record. The transcript is spliced from 3 exons. Lineage: Eukaryota; Metazoa; Mollusca; Bivalvia; Ostreida; Ostreidae. The coding region runs from base 57 to 1325 and encodes 422 amino acids. Gene Ontology annotation, molecular function: protein binding.
UAUAAAUACAUAACUCAUUCAGUAGUGUAAAACAGUUUAUUCUACAGUUCGAAAAAAUGAGGGUGGUUUGUAUUUUAGCGAUAUUGGUAAGUUUAUCUGAUGCAGAACCAAUCUCAUCGUUCCUUACUGAUGGAGAAAACAAGACUUCAACAUUAUUGGAGAGCAAAGACCAGGAAUGGAACGAUUUGAACAUCCUACGACAAAUGAUUAACCAAGAGACUGUCAUCCGCCUCGCUUUGGUAAAGAAUGUCCAUGCACUGGUUAAUGACGUUACCCUUAUAAAGAAAAGUCUAGCUGCAAGUGAAGCAAGAUUUACCGGACAACAGCAGACGAUUGAUGCAUUAAAGAUUCAGGUGGACUCUCUUCAACAGGAAAAUAACGAACUAAAGAACAGUAGCAGGAUAAAUGAGGCCAGAAUCAUGGAGCUCGAAACUAAAUUACAAUCAGUUAAGGAGAACUUUAGUACUCUGCGCGACGAAUUAAACGUCAUCCAGAAGGAUUCAGACGAGAAAAGGCGAGAAAUGUUUAACAAAACUCAUAGUAUCCUUGAUGAUAUCAAAAUAGAGGUACGCUACCUCUCGGUCACGCUGUUAGAUUUCAAGGAAAGCACGGAGACUGAAAAUGAAUCGAGGGAUAAAAAAUACGAAGAACUUGAACGGUAUUUUAACAAUUCAUUUGAAGAAUUAAAAGCGGAAAUCGUUCAAACCGAACUUAAUCUCACUAAUAACAAAGUGCUCAUUCAAAAUCUAGAUGAUUCUCAAUCGGAAAUUAGAGGAACCUUCACAGAAAUCUUGAAUAGAACAGUCACUAAGCUUAAAACACAGUUAAAAAUGUCGGAGUAUGAGCAGCUUAAACUAUCGUCUGCUGUGGCCUCUUUGGAAGUUGCCAACAUGAACUUGUCCAGAUUGAACUGCGAUAGGAGUAGCCACCAUGCGUUUACAGCGGGUAUAUCAUCAAGUAAUUCUGAUUGGACAGGAGACACCCUAGUGUUCCCCACAGUAAUCUACAGUGAAGGAACAGGCUACAAUCCCAGUACUGGUAUCUUUACAGCGCCAACAGCGGGGACAUAUGUGUUCUAUAUCUCUGUUCAGUCUGCCCUUCAAAAAUACAUCUGGGUAGACAUAGUUUUGAAUGGAUCCACUAAAGUCAGGGCUCUAGCUUGGUACGACAGUGGGAGUAGCAUUAGAAUUCACCAGACCGGAACCAACCUGGUUAUCUUACAUCUACAGACCGGGGACAGAGUGUGGGUCAGACGGAAUGGUGGCACCGGGUACCAUAGUGGUACCUAUUGCAUGACAACUUUUUCUGGAUUUAAGCUUCACUAGUUAAAACAUUUUG